UAAAUAUGAAGGCGCUCUUCAUUAUACAAUACAUCCUAUUAAGUUUGGCUGUCUUUCGAGGUUCAAGCCACUCUCCUCCGAAUCGACGCUCAAGAAGGCACCUAAUCGAUUGUUCAGACUACAGAACUUGUACUUCUUGCAAUUACUACAUCGAUUCUGCAACAAAUUCUUGAAAGUUUUGAGAUGGCGGUGAAUAUUAUGAUAGUACAGAAGAAGCUUGUAAUCCUUGCAAUGGCAAAUGCACUGGUAAAUGCUCCUACCAAUCUUUCUGCUUCGACUGUUCUUCUGGUCAGUAUUUUGACCUCGACAACAUGGAAUGCGUCAGCACAUGCUCAUCGACACAGAUCACAAUUACAAACUCUCAGUUCCAUAGCAAGCCUAUUUGCAGAGGCUUUGACUAUUUCGUAGACACAAGUAGCGGCAGCUACAUGGAACUCGGUACUAAGCAGUUCCCUUACAAGAACAUCGAAUUAGCAUUUGUAGAAAUCCUGAACUUCCACUCACAUAGUGACAGAAACCUCCGAGUCAAAGUCAUGGAGAAUACUGACAACUACGUCGGAGGUAUUCUGGGAUCCAGUCUAAGGUCAGACAGGCGUCCCGUUGUCUUGGUCAAUAACAUCACUUCUGUGACAGUUGAGAGUUACUCUGUGCACUCUUCUCUGAGUCCUGGAACUGCCUCUAUAUAUUUCACAAACUCAAGCUCGGUCAGCGCGGACCCAAAGACAAUGUUUAACAUAAUGAAUCACACACAGUCAGAGAUAGAGUCCGAUAUUACGAGUUCAUCAAAACUGAUAUAAUCAGUCAUUCAAGUUUCACAAUGAACAGGAUCAAUCUGUUCACUGCUUUCGCUGACAAACAGAUUGACACUGACUUGUUUACAGUAACUGAUGGAAAAGGCAAAGUGGUAACUCUCAAGAACUUGCAGAUCAAAGCCUCAAAUAUCGAUGGGAGCAUUCUGUAUAACUAUGGUCAAGAAACCAGUUUGCACCUUGAGAACUUAGACAUUGACUUUUAUGGAGUCCAGCAUGGCAUCGAAUUCCAUCCAACUUGUUCUGAGAGCUUGACUGGCACAGAGACGUCAGUUGUGGUGACAAAUGUGACUGCUUACAAUUCUCAAGAAAGAGGAGAUAGAGCGUAUUCGUAUUUUUACUUCAACGGAAAUGCUAAUAUCACAAUCUCUGACUCUAAGUUUGAAAUAUUCAAGUCAAGUACAGAUGGGAUUGGGACGAUUGAGCUUCAGACUACAGAGUCUUGCUCCACAGGAAGUUACCCUCACACUGUCGAUAUCCUCAAUAAUGAGUUCCAGUUGAACUCGAAUCCAUAUGGUUACAGGUUCAACAAUAUCGAUGUCAGGUAUAUCGCCUCUAGCAGGCCAGAGGUGCUAAAUAUAAAGCAUAAUGUCUUUAAGAAUAUACUAAGCUCUAUUCUUCCAGUUGUGCAGACUAAUAUUGAGUCUGAAUGUGACAUCUUCAUGGAAAAUAACAGAUUUGUGAAUGUUUCAGCAACAAGCGAAAUUGUAUUUCUGAAUACUAAGGGAACUGUCAGUAUCAAAACCACAACAUUUUCUGAUAUAUCAGAAUUUGGAGGAAAUAUUUUCUCCAUUACCAGUGCAGCAAGGGUUUUUAUAGAUGGGUUUAAAGUCCAGAAUGUUUCACAAAUAGCCAAAACUGAGACAGCAUUUAUUUUAGCUAAAAUAGCAAGUCAAAUAGAUUUUAGUCUAUCAAAUUUGGAUAUUAGUGAUGUGACAAUUAAUACUACUCCUGUGCUGAAUCUCAGAGGCGAAAUUGGUAAACUAGAGAUCACUGAUUCUAUCUUUAGUGGAGUUAUUUUUGGAUCUGAAACUUCAAUGUUGUUGGUUAACUCUUUGAGUUCACUAAAAUUACAAAAUCUCACUUUCACAAAUUUAACUGAGGACUCUUCCACUGCAAUUGAUAACUUUAUGUUUACUAUGAGUACACUUAGACUCGAUGGCUCUGAUAAUUCUACUGUGCAAGAUAUCGUCAUCGACAACUGAUUAGUGGGAUUCAUGUCUUUCAAUGAAAUCAGUGAAACUACAUCAGCUCCUAAACAGUUUGAAAUGAGCAAUGUUUUGAUUCAAAAUUCUGUUUACCCUCACUCUACUAACUUGAUUUCGCUCACUGAAAUAAUCACUGACCAAGACUUUCAGAUCCAGAUCAACGGCUUGGUGUUCAAGGAACUCGAAUUUCAAAUGACUGGAGAUUUAAUAUUAUUGAGCUGCCAAAUAAAGAAAGGAAUACACUUCAAUGAUCUUGUGCUUGAUGACAUCAAAGGUGGGACAAUAUUUUCGUCAGCUUACAAAACUUCUGACUCAACUCCAGCAAAGUUUACGAUCACGAAUGUUUCAAUCACCCAAGUUGAUGCCAGAUACAUGUCUCUAAUUACGAUCAGAGACAGAGUAGAGCUUGACAUCAGUGACUCGACUAUUGAGCUUGUGACUUCGUUUGGAAAAGGAUCUGUCUUGAAUGUACAAGGAUCUGGAAGUACAGUGUCUAUCCGUAACUGCACUCUGAGUAGAAAUGCUGCCUUUGAAGGAGGCGUAUUCAAUAUUGACGCUAACAGUGUGCUCAAAGUGUAUGACUCUACGAUCAGUCAGAACUUCGCUCUGCAAGGUGGAGUCAUAAGCACUGCCGUCCAAGGCUUCUUUGAAUUUUAUAGGGUAACGAUACAAAGCAAUUAUGCAGUUUCGAUGCCUGUUGGAGUAUUGUUUGACACUUCUUCUACCUCAAUCCUCAACAACUGCACCAUCACAGAGAACCUGGCCAUCUCACCCACAUCCCUCUCACUCGAACUCACCUCUGCAUGCAAAUUACUCUGUUUCCUCAAAUCCAGUUACAAAGAGUACAUCUCCACUGACCAGAGGCUAGCUUCUUUUUCACCAUCUUCGUAUUGCUUACAGACCAUGCAAGGGAAUAUUUUGUUCACAAAUCAAACGGUGGUGACUAAACAGCCAGAGUUAUUAGCAUCUUUUUUGAAUUCGCAGUUGACUAUUGAUUCUGCGAUAUUUACAGAUAUUACAAGCACUAUGUCACAUAUCUCUUUGUUAGAGUCACAUUCUAUCAUUUCUAAUGUGACUAUUACAAAUUUUACUAUUGGUGGGUCGCUCUAUGAAGCUUUUCUUGCUACUGAUCUUGAAAGUACUUCAAUUCUCAGUAAUAUCAACUUUAUCAAUAAUUUUGGAUGCUUUCUCUUUGUUCUUGAGUCAGAGAUGACUCUUGAUAAUAUUUUAAUUGAAAAUGUGACCUUAGAUAACUAUGUUCUUAACAUUGAUCAAGGCUUUUUUAUUUUCAAAAACUCACAUAUUCGAAAUGUUACUUCCCUGAAACACGACUCUGCACUGCUAUACAUAAAUAUACACCAGCAUCACUUCCAUGGAGGGGCUCAAGCAACAGUGGUCAAACAAAUAGAGCAGCACAAUUUAACUUUUGAAAAUAUUGAUCAAACAGUCAUUAAGCUUUAUGCUACUCUUAUUAUUCGUAGUGACAACAUCACUUUCCGGAACUCUCUGAGAGCGAUGAAUAUUAUUAUGAAUGGCUCAGCUAGUUACGAAAACUCUGUGUUUGAAAACCUAGGCUCUUCUAGCCUGAGUGACGGAGCUGCAUUUAGUGCUAACUUUGCCCAAAUCUAUCUGAAAAAUACGACUGUCAGAAAUAAUCAAGCCAUCAGCGGAGGAGCAAUGAACCUUGAUUGUGUCACUGAUUACAAAUGCGAGUUCAAUUUUACUGAUUGAACCUUUGUAAACAACUCAGCUCAAAAGAAUGGAGGGGCUAUCCAGUUCGGAGUCUACGCUCCAGUGAGUGUGAAUACACUGUAUGCAAAUAACUCUGCUCAGUAUGGGCCUGAUAUAGCAGGGUACGCUGUAAAGGCAGUGCUCAAAGAUAGCAAAACAGAUGACAUCAUAAUUAACAAUGUUGGAAGUGGAAUAAAAAUUACUGAAGGAUUUACCUUACAGCUGGUUGACUUUGAGGGAAAAAUCAUGCACUUGGAUAACUCAUCCAAAUUAGUAGUAAAAAUCAGUACUCCAAACGAAGUUAUCCAAGGAGCCGAUGUUAAAAUAGCAAGUCAGGGUGAAGCUACAUUUGAUAAUCUUAUAUUCACAUCACAUCCAGGUGACCAGUCUGUGGAGUUUCGGAUAGUCACAACAGCUGUGAAUGAUGAACUAGUGAUGGCCCAGUACGGAGAGAUUGUCCAGAAACCAUUAACAGUAAACUUCAGGUACUGUCAACCAGGAGAGUAUGAGAUCGGAGAUGUCUGUCAAGAAUGCUCACCUGGAAGCUACUCUUUCAAAUGGAACUCUACUGUAUGUAACAGCUGUUUUGACAAAGGCAACUGUUUGGGUGGAAUUGAGGUAUAUCUAGAGGAAGGAUACUGGCGAAAAACACUGAAUUCUACUUCCGUCACCAAAUGUCUACGUAAAUAAAUCAUGCAAAGGUGGUUUUUCAGAAUCAAAUGAGCAUCCUAUAGAGUGUGAUGUAGGCUACUCAGGUCUUUUGUGAGCAAAAUGCAUUAUCACAGAGUCAAGAAAAUAUGAGGAUAUUGGAAAUUUUAGAUGAGCCCCCUGCCCAAAUUCAGUGCUUAACGGGAUCAGACUCGCUGGUUUGCUAAUAGCAGUGCUUGUAUUUAUGAUAAUACUUAUCAUUUUCAUGUUGAAAAAGAGAGAAGAAAGUCAAAAGGCUAUACUUAUGAAGAUACUGACAAACUAUCUGCAAGUAGUCACUGUUGUACUCACCAUGAAGAUAGAAUACCCUGAGCUGUUCAAUAGUUUACUAUACCCUGCUGACUUAAUUGGGUCUCCUACAACUCCGUUUGUAUCAUUUGAUUGCUUUGUGAAGGACCAAGAGUUGGCUCUAUUUGCACCUUCUCCAGCAUUCUUUGAAAUCUUCUUGUCUGGAAUGCUCCCGCUUAUAUUUGGACCGUGAAUAAUUGUUAUUUUUACUAUAGUUUACAGACUUCCGUAUCCUUGGGCUAAGGAGUUCAAGCGGAAUGUUGUGGUAACUCUGAUCGUGAUCCUUUUCAUCCUACAUCCUAAUCUGACACAAAACUCCCUCAGCAUGUUCGAGUGAGUCGGAGUACCUGAACUCGAAUCCAGAGUGGCCAUUGAUCUUGAUAUGGAAUGAUUAUCAGGCAAACAUCUGUUGUGGAUUUUCUUGGUUGCAAUACCGAUGUUUUUUAUUUAUGGAAUUGGAAUUCCCUUAACUGCUUUUAUUCUUUUAUAUCGUUCAAGGGACAAACUAAAUAAAACUGAAAUAAAAAGAUACUUCCUUGUCUUAUACCAGGGGCUCAAGCUCAAAGUAUUUUACUGGGAGUUUGUCAACACUUCUCGAAAGAUUACGAUACUAAUCGUAGUUGUUUUCUUAGCCCAAGCAUCUGUACAUCUCAAGGCUUUACUGAUUACUACUGUUUUAGUUGCCUUCUUCAGACUUCAGGUGUUCCUGUCUCCUUACAAACUUAAGGAGAACAAUGGGCUCGAAAGAUUAGAGAUGACGACAGGCUUGAUCACUCUAUUUGGUGGGUUACUAUUUAUUAGUGAUGAUGAUAGAGAGCCUGUGAUUGACCUCAUGGUCUUUCUCUUCAUCAUUGUGUGAAAUAUCAACUUCAUGAUCAAUUGGGUGUUCUGUAUGCUCUGCACAUUCAAGAAUGUUCAUCACGUCCUUGACUCGACGAUUAUCUGUCUGGGAUUUAUUCUCUGCAAGAAAGGGAGUCAAACAGAACACUUGCAUACGAAAGCAAGACCAAGAACUCCAAAAAGGUUGAUCAGGAAGGGAGGCAAGAAAGUCAAAGGUAGAAAAAGUACUAAGAAUAAGAGGACUGUGAAAACUAGAAAGACUGGCAAGAGUUUUAAUAAAGAGCGUAUAAUGAGGAAGGAUCAAGAGAAGCAACCUGUUCCUCAGAAAAUAACUACGCCCAAAAUGAAUAAAAAGAAUGUUGAUUUUGAGAAUGCUUUAAAUAAUUUGACAGUAACUCCUAAUCAAGAUGGCCCAGACAUUGAUGAUGUAGAUUUGGAUCAAUUCAGCUUCAGAAUAUUACGUAGAGUUAAGGAGAAAAAGAACAGGAGGUACAAGUCCAAGAAGGAAAAACAGGAGGAAGAUUCAUAUUCGAAACCACCAAUUUUGGAAGUCAAUGAGGACGCUGAGUACUUUAUGAGCUCAGACCGAUCAGGAGCCAUGUCAGGAUUUUCUGAGAGAAAGAUGGGAAUGGACUCUUCAAGACCUCUGAAGAAGACACAUCUAGCCGAUCCCUCAAAAGGCGACAAAGAAGGGGACAAGAAUCCUAAAUCAGGACUUAAAGACUGUACUAAGGAAGCGCCAAAGCUAAAGAUCACCAAGCAUGAAUUCUUUGCGGAUAUCAGCAGCAUGAACCUUCUUCUCACUCCAGUAGUUGAGAGUAACCUCGUUCCCUCUGCUAUGCGCAUCCCCGAUAGCUCUGAGGAUUAAGUCCUACUAAAAUUCCUCCAAAA
Molecule: messenger RNA, 6475 nt
Organism: Moneuplotes crassus
Lineage: Eukaryota; Ciliophora; Spirotrichea; Euplotida; Euplotidae
Source: the annotation of a GenBank genome assembly